This is a messenger RNA of Caenorhabditis remanei, 411 nucleotides long. RefSeq lists its product as uncharacterized. Bases 1 to 411 code for a protein of 136 amino acids. Gene Ontology annotation, molecular function: GTP binding; GTPase activity. Lineage: Eukaryota; Metazoa; Nematoda; Chromadorea; Rhabditida; Rhabditidae. The transcript has 3 exons. The record is from RefSeq and is a predicted model, not a curated record.
AUGACACGUGUUUACUACAAAGAUGCGCAUGCUGCCAUAAUUGUGUUGGACUCCACCAGAGAACGAACUAUCGAAGGUGCUCUUCGCUGGAAGACUGAUUUGGAUCAAAAAGUCACGCUGGCUGAUGGCUCACCAGUUCCAGCAAUUCUUCUUGCAAACAAGUGUGACAUUGAGAAUCAACUUGGUGACGACAAACUGUAUGACUUGGAAACAAACAAUGGAUUCGUAGGAUCUUUCCGAACAUCGGCAAAAGAAAGUGUUGGCAUCGAAGAGGCGUUCAAAUUCUUAGCAAACACGGUAAUCUCCACAGAACAAGGUGGUCAAUACGACGUCCCAUUUUUAAACCGCGAAGGAAACGUGAACCUUGAUGACAACUCCACUCAUUACAAAAACGACUCCAAAUGUUGUUAG